AUGGCUAGUCCUUCGGUUCAUACCUUCGAUGCUGAGGGUCGUGCGAUAGACUUUGAGGUCUGGCUUGACGACUUGCAGCUGUUCCUGCAGUGUGAUAGCAAAGACGAUGUCUCGCUGUACGACCUCACGUCUGGUGCCUCCCCCCCCCCUGCUGCUGAUGCUGAUGCUACUGUUCGUUCGUGCUGGAACACCCGCGAUGCUGCGGCCCGCCUUGCUGUGCGUAGUCACCUGCCGUCUGCUGAGCGUGCGCACUUUACUCAGUUUAAGACCGCUAAGACCCUGUUCGAUGCUGUCGUUGCGCGCUACUCCUCCCCUGCCUCUGCUGCCCUUAGUCGCCUCAUGCUGCCGUACCUUUUCCCUGACCUCGCCGCCUUUGCUACAGUCGCUGACCUCAUUACACACCUCCGCACUAGUGACACCCGCUACCGCGCUGCGCUUCCUGCUGAGUUCUGCGCCAAGAACCCCCCCCCCAUGUACAUCACCCUCUACUACCUAGUCACCCGGCUCCCUGACUCCCUUAGUUCGGUCAGGGAUCACUUCAUCUCCCUCUGCCCCACCACACUCACCGUUGACCUCCUCGAGGAGCGCCUCCUUGCAGCUGAGAAGAGUAUAGUCGCUGUAGGAGCCUCUCGUGGUGACCCUCGUGCCCCUUUCUUUGAGGGGUGCUCCCCCGUUCCCCUCUUACCCUCUGUUGCCUCUGCUUCCGCUGUCGACCUCGUUGGCACCGAGUCGGUCGGCGCUGCUUCUGCCUCUGGUGGGAGGCGCCGCAGCAGCAAGGGCAAGGGGGGCAAGGGUGCUGGAGGAGCUGGCGGGGGUGGUGGUGGUGGCGGAGGCGGCGGGGGGAGUGCGGGUGGAGGUGGGAGUGGGGGCGGAGGGGGGGGCUCUGGUGGCAGCAGUGGAGGCAGAGGCAGCGGCGGCGGCGGUGCCAGCGGCGGCAGUGGGAGUGGAGGAGGUGGCGGUGGCGGCGGUGGCAGCGGCGGCGGUGGCGGCGGUGGCGGCAGUGGUGCUAGUCGGGGUGGCUCCGUGCAGCGGGGAGCCUUCGGUGGUGGCCAGCGUCAGCAGCAGCCGCGCGCUCGUAAGGCCCCGCCACCCCAGCAGCUUCACCAGUGGUACGCUGGGCGUCAGCGGCCUGGGGGUGCUGGUCCCUGUACCUACGUCCUACGCACUGGUGACCGCACUGGUGAGCCGUGUGGCGGCCCGCACACCACCCAGCGCUGCUUCGGCCGCCUGACAGACGCCUGGCGUAUCCGGUUCCCUGACGCCACUGAGCUCCCUCGCUGGCAUGAUCUGCUUAGGUCGGGGGUUCCUAUCUUUGAUCUUGACUAUGAUGCUAUCCUUGCUGCCAUGUAUGUUAUGUCUACUAGUGAUGACGGUGACUGUUACCUGAGUGUUUCGCCCAACCUGUGCGGGGUGGCUGCUUCUCUAGGUGCCAGUGAGUCUGCUGCUCCAGGUGCUAGUGAGUCUGCUGCUCCAGGUGCUAGUGAGUCUGCUCUCUCAGGUACCACGUCUGCUCAGGCGUUGCACACUUUCACCCUUGACUUGGGUGCUUCCCGCUCCUUCUUUCGAGACCGCACCACCCUCACGCCGCUCAGUCGGCCGGUUGCGGUCUCCCUGGCAGACCCCUCUGGGGGCCCUGUCCUUGCCCACUACUCCACUGUCCUACCGUGUCCAGCGGUCCCGUCUGGCUCCCUGUCCGGUCUUUACCUCCCCUCGUUCUCUACGAACCUGGUGGCGGGUGCUGACCUACAGGAUGGGGGGGUUGACCAGUUCACUCCUGCGCGUCAGCGGGUGACCCACUGCACGUGUGCUGACACGGGCCGACACUUGGCCACGUUUACCCGUCGGCCGGGGUCGAGCCUGUACACACUGACUACCGAGUCUCCUUCACUUGCUGUCCCUGGUCAGGUAGCCGCGUCGGGUCAGGUGUUUGCUGCGGCGUCUCGGUCUGGUCCUGCGUCAGCCCCCUGCUCGUGUCGCCUCCUGUCCCACGAGACUCUUCUCUGGCACCACCGCCUUGGUCACCCCUCCCUACCUCGUCUCCGAGGCAUGGCCUCCCGUGUCCUUGUCUCUGGUCUCCCCCGGUCUCUCCCUCCCCUUCCUCCGGGGCCUGCCCCUACCUGCGUUCCCUGCGUCGAGGGGCGGCAGCGCGCCGCUCCCCACUCCUCCGAGUUUCCUCCGACAGAGGCUCCGCUGCAGACUCUUCACAUGGACGUGUGGGGCCCAGCCCGCGUCCGUGGACAGGGUCACGAGCGUUACUUCCUGCUGGUGGUUGACGACUACUCGCGUUACACCACAGUCUUCCCCUUGCGCCGCAAGGGUGAUGUUGCUGAGGUGUUGAUCGAUUGGAUCUGCGCUGCUCGUCUCCAGCUUCGAGAGAGUUUCGGCUCGGACUUUCGUGUCCUGCGCCUGCACUCCGACAGAGGUGGAGAGUUUUCCUCCGACCUUCUGCGAGCCUUCUGUCGUGCGAGGGGCAUCCGCCAGACGUUCACACUGCCGGCCUCUCCACAGAAAAAUGGGAUUGCUGAGCGCCGCAUUGGCAUGGUCAUGGACGUCGCUCGUACGUCCAUGAUCCAUGCGGCUGCUCCCCAUUUCCUGUGGCCGUUUGCGGUUCAGUACGCGGCGCAUCAGAUCAACCUUCAGCCCCGGGUCUCCAUGCCGGAGACCUCCCCCACUCUGCGGUGGACGGGGAAGGUUGGCGAUGCGUCUGCGUUCCGUGUCUGGGGAUCUCGGGCUUUUGUCCGAGACUUGUCUGCGGACAAGAUGUCCUCCCGUGCUGUUCCCUGCGUCUUCCUUGGCUUCACCUCUGACGCGCCUGGUUGGCAGUUUUACCACCCCACCUCGCGCCGUGUUCUGUCCUCCCAGGACGUCACGUUUGACGAGUCGGUUCCGUACUACCGUCUCUUCCCCUACCGCGCUGCCCCCCUGCCGCCCCCGCCGCUUUUCCUUGCGCCAGGUCCCCCCCCGGUAGACCCCCUCCCCCCUCAGGGUCCUGCUCCUUCAGGUGUGUCUCAGGUAGACCCCCCCCCCUUGGCUGCGCCUCUGGAGGUCACUUUAGACACCUCUGGCCCACCCGAGGGGGGUGACGCUGCUGCUGACGCCCCAACGGCCUCCCCCCGCGCUCCCCGCUUGGAGACCCCUCCGGAGUUCCCUCCACGACCUUCAUCACCGCCUCUGCCACCGGUUCCUGUUGACUCUGGUGCUGUUGUGGGAGGUGCUCCUUGGGGUGCGGAGUCUGGGGGUGCUGAGACUGGGGGUGCUGAGCCUGCGUGUGCGGAGUCUGGGGGUGCUGAGACUGGGGGUGCUGAGCCUGUGUGUGCGGAGUCUGGGGGUGCUGGGCCUGCAUGUGAGGAGACUAGAGGCCUUGCGCCUGGGGGUGCUGAGCCUGUGUGUGCGGAGUCUGGGGGUGCUGAGUCUGGAGGUGAGACGCUUGAGGGUACUGGGACUGCUUCUGCGCUGUCUCCUUGGCGUGGCCGCCUUCGUUCACGUGUGCCUCUCACUCCACAGCAGCUGCACGACUGGUACGGUCGCCGUCAGGUUCGCGCUGCUGGAGCUCGGGGCUCUGCUUCUGGGGGUACUUCUACUGCUGUUACUGGAGACCCUGGGGCUAGCGGUCCUGGUUCUGGGGGUGCUGCUACUGGAGACUCUGCGGGCGACCCUGAGGCUGAUGGUGCCGGUUCUGGGAGUGCUGCUGCUGGUGACGCUGGUACUGGCGGUGCUGGCGCUGGAGGUACCGGUUCUGAGGCUGGAGCCUCUGGCGCUGUUGGAGGUUCUGGCGUUGCUGGAGGCCCUGGAGCUGCUGGAGGUGCUCGCGGUGCUGGAGCUGCCGGUGCUGCUGCGCCGCCUCGCCUGUUCUUCGCUCCGCCGUCUCCGUCGUCUCUGCCGCCGCCUGACUCUGUUCUUCGUCAGGUUCUUACUCUCCCGUCGUCCUCUGGUGUUCUGUUACCGCCUGGCUCGCUGCUGCCUGCUCCUUCGCCCUACACUGUGCAGACUGGUAGUCUUGCUGAGCCUCGUGAGCCUGCGUCGCGUCCUGUCUCGCCUGUUCGUUCUGGUCGUCCCGGUCGUCGUGGUUCUCGUCCGCGUCCGCCGUCUGUCCCUAGCACACACCUUGUUGUCCGUCGCCCUCCCUCUGCUCUGCGGCCUGCUCCUCUGCCGUCCCCUCCUGCGUUCUCGCUGCCUGCCGUUCUGGACCCUGCGUCUGACCGGUUUCGUGUAGAGCACCCUACGGUCACACGUCUGCUAGCCACUGUUGUCACUGACCCGUCGUUUGAGUCUGCUGCUGCGUCUGCCCUAGUUGCUGAGCUUGUUGACUUUGCUGCUGCCUGUCGUCUUGACUACGCUGCCAGUCUAGUUGCUGAGUCUGACUCUGUCUGUCCUCCGUCCGUCGGGGGUGAGUGUGCUCUUGGCACGGACGUCCUUGAGGACAGGCAUGAGGACCUUGAGUGUCUUGCAGCCGCUGCGCCUCAUCUCGUGACCAUGCUGCUUGCCCCUGAGGGAGACCCGGAUGCACUAGACAUCCCUACCCCGCGCUCUUACGCUGAGGCGAUCGCGGGCCCCUACUCCUCUCAGUGGCAGGCAGCCAUGGACGCAGAGAUGGCAUCCUGGAAGUCCACAGGCACCUACGUCGACGACGUUCCCCCUCCUGGGGCGAACAUCGUCAGUGGCAUGUGGAUUUUCAGGGUGAAGCGGCCGCCGGGUUCUCCGCCUGUCUUCAAGGCUUGUUACGUUGCUCGAGGCUUCAGUCAGCGAGAGAGAGUUGACUUCUUCCAAACCUUCUCCCCCACCCCGAAGAUGACCACUCUUCGGGUACUGCUGCACGUUGCCGCUCAGCGUGACUACGAGCUUCACUCACUUGACUUCAGCACAGCUUUCUUGCAGGGCAGCCUGCACGAGGAGAUCUGGCUGCGCCGCCCUCCUGGCUUCACUAGGUCGUUCCCUCCUGGUACCCAGUGA
Closterium sp. Yama58-4 is the source of this 4950-nucleotide messenger RNA. NCBI's taxonomy places the organism in Eukaryota, Viridiplantae, Streptophyta, Zygnematophyceae, Desmidiales, Closteriaceae. The record is from the annotation of a GenBank genome assembly.